This is a messenger RNA of Cyclospora cayetanensis, 726 nucleotides long. Its product is annotated as tankyrase-2-like. Gene Ontology annotation, molecular function: protein binding. The coding region runs from base 1 to 726 and encodes 241 amino acids. The record is from RefSeq and is a predicted model, not a curated record. The transcript has 4 exons. Lineage: Eukaryota; Apicomplexa; Conoidasida; Eucoccidiorida; Eimeriidae.
AUGACUUCAUGUGAUGCUCAGGAAGCUGGGCGGAAAUUGAUUGCUGCAGCUCGCGAUGGCAAGGUCCGUGACUGCAAGGAGCUCAUGAAACUUCUCCCGUCUCUUGAUUUUGCAGAGCCCCCAUAUUUUCGUACCGCGCUGUGGCAUGCCGCUUGUCGUGGCCACGAGGAGGUUGCCCGCCUUCUGUUGGAUCACGGAGCCAGCGCUAACCACCAGGAUAUUCGCGGCUCAACAGCUCUACACGAAGCCUCUGUUCAUGGGCAUCGGCAGAUUACCGAGCUUCUCAUUGAACGAGGAGCAAGCGUUGACGUUCCCGACUGUGUGAUUCAUGAGUCAUGUGCGUGCUAUUCAAACGGUGAAAAUCAGGUGGGACUGACCUGCUACCACGUUGCAGCCUAUGCAGCCUCUCCUGGGCUCGCUUCGUUUCUGCUCUACAGAGGCGUAUAUGCCAACAGAUUCAGUACUCAGCAGCAUAGCAAGCAUCUUGAGGCUAUGCAAAAGCGUUUGGAGCAGCACACAGCCACCAGCGUGAGCACGGAAAAGGCCGUGCAACCAAACGAAGCAAGCGAAGAAGGUACCUGUGCCGUCAGCAGCCCCCACAGUACUUCAGGAGUUGGGUGUGUCAUUGAAUUUAAUGAAUCCUACAAUUCACAACAAGGUCCAAUGCAUGGCGAUCAAGAGAGCGCCGCCUCGAAGCUUGACGAAAGCAUGUUAAUGGGUGUAUGA